This is a messenger RNA of Brassica rapa (field mustard), 699 nucleotides long. RefSeq lists its product as uncharacterized. NCBI's taxonomy places the organism in Eukaryota, Viridiplantae, Streptophyta, Magnoliopsida, Brassicales, Brassicaceae. The record is from RefSeq and is a predicted model, not a curated record.
AUGUCCCCCUUUGAGGCAGCCUAUGGGUUCAACCCGAAAACCCCUUUGGAUCUUAAACCAUUACCCCCAGCUGAAGUUGUCAGUCUUACCGGGGAAGCUAAAGCUGCUUAUGUCAAAGAACUCCAUCAGAAGGUUCAAGAGAAUUUAGAGAAGAGGACUGAGCAGUACACUAAACAUGCCAACAAGGGCCGCAAGGACAUUGUAUUUGAACCAGGGGAGUGGGUUUGGUUACACAUGCGGCAAGAAAGGUUUCCUAACCAGAGAAGUUCCAAGCUGAAGCCAAGAGGGGACGGCCCAUUUCAAGUUGUUGAGAGGAUCAACAACAAUGCCUACCGUCUUGAUCUGCCAGAUGAACCAGUUUUGAGGUCAAAACCUUUUGAAGAGGGAGGGAAUGAUGAGGAUAUUCAACCAGAGCCGGAACCAGACUUAACUGAACCUGAUAUCCAGGACAUGAUCAGCAACAUAACCAAAUCAGAGACAGUCCAAGAAGUGCCAGUACCAACCGUAUUCAAGGGAGCUAUCACUAGACAAAGAGCUAAGGUUAAACUGGCUGGUGAACCAAGCUUGAAGCAAGAUGAACUAAAGGAUGCAGAACCGGUUAAGGAGAAACAAGCAUCAAGUGAGGAUAUGUGGCCAUUCAUCCCGGAGCAAUGCCACACCAACCUGAUGAUCAUUACCAUGGAAGAUCAACUUGCCUAG